Diaporthe citri is the source of this 888-nucleotide messenger RNA. RefSeq lists its product as uncharacterized. The transcript has 3 exons. Gene Ontology annotation, molecular function: hydrolase activity, hydrolyzing O-glycosyl compounds. Lineage: Eukaryota; Fungi; Ascomycota; Sordariomycetes; Diaporthales; Diaporthaceae. The record is from RefSeq and is a predicted model, not a curated record. Gene Ontology annotation, biological process: carbohydrate metabolic process. Bases 1 to 888 code for a protein of 295 amino acids.
AUGUCUUACUCCAAGUUACUCGUCAUGGCCUCUGCAUUCCAAGCUGCGAAUGCCGUGGUACCCAACAUAGAAGGCUUCAAGCUUACAUGGAGUGACGACUUUGUCGGACAAGCCAACUCUCUUCCGAAUCCAGCCAACUGGGUCGUCUCCACAGGAACGUCUUACCCAGGAGGCGCAUCCAACUGGGGUACCGGCGAGAUCCAAACCUACACAUCUGACCCAGCAAACUUGAAAGUCAGUGGAAACGGCACUCUCCAGAUCACAGCUGUCAAGAGCGGCUCAAGCUGGACCUCGGCCCGCAUCGAGACUCAGCGGACGGACUUUCUGGCCAAGGCUGGCGGCAAGAUGCGGAUACAAGCCAGCCUGAACUUGCCUGAUAUGGGAGAAGCUUGUGUCGGAUACUGGCCAGCAUUCUGGACACUGGGAGCGGACUUUCGUGGCAAUUAUCAAAACUGGCCAUCUGUUGGCGAGUUCGAUAUUCUAGAGAACGUCAACUGCAAACCGACCACAUUUGGAACCCUCCACUGCGGGACUAACCCAGGCGGGGUCUGUAAUGAGACCACUGGACUCUCAGGGUCUAUCACGCCCAAGUCCUUGCCACAAGGCAACUUUCAUGCUUACACCUUCGAGAUCGACCGCACAACCACUGGCCAAGAGGCUAUGCGCUGGUUCGUUGAUGGCGAGCAGUACAAGGAGAUCAAGCAAUCAGAGCUACCUGAGGAUGUCUGGGCCCAAAUCGCACACAAGGGGCAUUUUGUACUCAUGAACUUGGCAAUUGGCGGUUCCUUCCCGAACAAAGAUUAUGGCGCCGAUGCAACACCGCUGGAGAGCACCAAGUCGGGUGGAGUGUACCAGGCCGAGUAUGUGGCUGUGUAUAAUUCGGCUUAG